Messenger RNA from Oreochromis niloticus (Nile tilapia), 2054 nucleotides. RefSeq names its product coiled-coil domain-containing protein 106-like. The record is from RefSeq and is a predicted model, not a curated record. NCBI's taxonomy places the organism in Eukaryota, Metazoa, Chordata, Actinopteri, Cichliformes, Cichlidae. The transcript has 4 exons. Gene Ontology annotation, cellular component: nucleoplasm. Bases 1100 to 1942 code for a protein of 280 amino acids.
AUUGGACACACAAAUGUUGAUACAAAAAUAAAAAGUGUCAUAAACUAUCAGCCAAUAUUUGAGGUAAUACAGAACACGGCUGGAUGCAAACUAUAUGACCUGUAGCUCUUUACAUAAACUUUUCAAAUAACAUUUUCAAAAAGAAAAAAAAUAGCAGUAGCAACAUUAACUUUUAGAAUUAUCGGUAUUUUUUGGAAAUGUCAUAGAUCAGUCUCCCCAAUGUACCAUUGUUGUGCUUUUUUGCGAGCCACUCGUUCCACUCAAUAACUGUAAGGUGUUCUGACAGUAGUCUAUCAUGUCUGUUACCCCUGAGUCUCCAGAUUUGCUCUUUGUUAGACCUCCAGGCUCUCUCUCCAGAUGUUGGGUAUGGGCACCUGUACGAGGGUCAACAUACCACCUGCUGUGGUUAACAGUAUGGUGUUCAUACCCUAAAUUUGGGAGUACACGAUAGGCCCGCCAUUCAUCACUUAUCACUGAGGAACCAAUCCAGACAUGAAGGGUAAUCACAGGAACAAGAUGUCUUCGAGAUCUUUUCUCCACAAGUCGCAAGAUAGACCUCGUUUUCCCUCGAUGUUUUAUGCGCAGCAUUCCAAAGACCCACUUUCCUCUUUUCCAUCCCCCAGUCAUUCUUCCUCUCCCAUACUGAUGCAGUAACAAAAAAAAUGAAAAAGAAAAUGACUAAAUGAUACUAUGAAAGAUUGAUAAAUAUAUUGAUGUAAAUGAGACCACUGUUAGCUCCGUUUUAAGGAGAAUUUUGGUGUGAAAACAAAUAAUAAUGAAUUUUACAGUAAGUGUGUCACUUCGUAUGAGGUUGAGUCUAAAAACAUAAUAUGAAAAUUAAUAUAGAUAUCUUACCAAGCAUAUUGGUCUCCGUUGUUCACCCUUUUCUUCAGUUCCAUUUUCUGCUGGCAGACUUUGUAUUUUAUUUUUCUUUUAAGUAGCUUUUUCCUCUGAAGAUAUUUUAUAAGCUUCAGUGGGCCUCUUUUCGAAAUCUCCUCGUUAAUUAGUUUUUUCAGUCGCGUGAGACUUCCCAUUUUUUAGCCAGUUUGUUGUUAAGCCAACAGAGGAAGCCGCGCUUUUGGUGCUUCCUGCUUCCUACAUGACCAAUAGGAGACCGCGAUGCUGUGACCUCUCACCUGUAGGUCAUAAUCAAGCUGCAGUCAUGGCUUCCUGUGUUAACACGACAAACCCAGACCGAUCUACCGGUAUGCGAACCCGGGGGAAAAGGGGGAAUAAUAACGUAGGCAAGAUGGAUGUUCGUGUUACCAGUGGUGUGACUGUUGCCCCAACUGCACAGCUGGCAGACAGACGAAAAUCACAAGAGUUGGAGAUCUGUAAGAUGAGGCUAGAGUGGCAAAAGGAUAAGAUUGAUGAGCUCACCAAAGAAAGAGACUAUCUAAAGGAGCAAUUAGCAGCAUCUCUCUCAAAGGAACCCACAAGUUCUGUCCAGGAUUCCAGUGAGGUAUUGAGCAUAUCUUCACUGUCCUCUGAUGGGUCUUUUGAUGAGAGUUCUAACUCCUCCAUGAGCACAACUUCAUCAGAUGAAGAUAGGAAGAAGAGGAAGAAGGGCAAAGCAAAAAAGCACAAGAAGUCAAAGAAACGUGACCAAAAACAAAGAAAAAGAGUCCAGAAUCCUAAGCAAGUGGUCACCCGGUAUAACAAGAUUUUGAGGCUGUUCAAAAGAGGAGGGACCAUGUCUGCUGCCUUUAAACGUCUGGGAGUGGACCGGAACACAAUUGUGGCAACUGCUCCAAUUGCUGAGCUAUUCAUUGUUGCACCUGAGAGGUAUAAAGAAUUAGAAAAAAACAUGCAGGGACAGAAACUUUCAUUGUUUGCUACACAGUGUGCUGCAGCAAUCAGUGCAGAUCCAGAAACAGAGGAAAAAUUCAAAGCGUAUAAGUCUUCAGGGAAGUUGCUUCCUCUUAAAACAAAGAAAGAUUAGAUCUUUGUUGUUUUUUUUACAUGGUGAAAUGUGGUGAGAGUCCACCAUUGUUAACAGCUUAAUAAAAUACAAGUUAUGUAUUCUGUUUGAUUGGUCAAUUGUUUGUUAAAAA